AGGAACCGAGGACCUGCUGCCCGCCGCCCGGGGAGCGCGGGAAGGCUGGCGGCCAUGGCGUCCCCGGGCCCCGCGUGUCGCAGCUGGUGCCUCUUUCCCGAGGUGCCGUCCGCCACCUUCUUCACGGCGCUGCUCUCGCUCCUCGUGUCCGGACCUCGCGUGUUCUUGCUGCAGCCGCCCCUGGCACCCUCUGGGCUGUCGCUGCGGUCCGAGGCCCUGCGCAACUGGCAAGUCUACAGGUUGUUCACCUACAUCUUUGUCUACGAGAACCCUGUGUCCCUGCUGUGUGGCGCCAUCGUCAUCUGGCGCUUCGCUGGCAACUUUGAGAGGACGGUGGGCACAGUGCGCCACUGCUUCUUCACCCUCAUCUUCGCUGUCUCCUCUGCCGUCAUCUUCCUGUCCUUCGAGGCUGCAUCGUCGCUGUCCAAGCUGGGCCAGGUAGAGGACGCCCGUGGCUUCACGCCAGUGGCCUUCGCCAUGCUGGGCGUGACCUCAGUGCGCUCCCGCAUGCGGCGGGCCCUGGUGUUCGGUGUGGUGGUGCCCUCCUUCCUGGUGCCCUGGCUGCUGCUGGGCGCCUCUUGGCUCAUCCCCCAGACCUCCUUCCUCAGCAACGUGUGCGGGCUCUGUAUCGGGCUCUCAUAUGGCCUCACCUACUGCUACUCCCUCGACCUCUCGGAGCGAGUCGCCCUGAAGCUCGACCAGAAGUUCCCCUUCAGCCUGAUGAGGAGGAUAUCCCUGUUCAAGUACAUCUCGGGGUCUGUGGCUGAGCGGAGGGCGGCCCAGAGCCGGAAGUUGAACCCUGUACCUGGCUCCUAUCCCACCCAGAGCUGCCACCCUCAUCUGUCCCCCAACCGCCCUGUCACCCAGAUGCAGCACACCAACAGCCAGAAGCUAGCCGCCUGGCCAGCCUGCACCCCAGGACACAUGCCCGGCCUGCCCCCCUACCAGCCCACCUCCGGCCCGUGCUAUGUGCAGAACUACUUCGGUCCAAUCCCCAACUCCUCGGCCGUCGACCCAACCUCCACGGGGAUCUCCUUGGGGAUCCAGCUCCCCACCCCCGCCACUGGCCCUGGCUCAGUAUAUUCUGGGGCUCUGGGCCCCACAGGGGUUGCAAGCACCAAGGAGUCCUCCAGGGUCCCAGUGCCCUGAGAGAGUGAGGGGAGCUGUUCCUUAGCACUGACUGAC
Ochotona princeps (American pika) is the source of this 1185-nucleotide messenger RNA. RefSeq names its product rhomboid domain containing 2 (gene RHBDD2). NCBI's taxonomy places the organism in Eukaryota, Metazoa, Chordata, Mammalia, Lagomorpha, Ochotonidae. The record is from RefSeq and is a predicted model, not a curated record. The transcript is spliced from 4 exons. Gene Ontology annotation, molecular function: serine-type endopeptidase activity. Gene Ontology annotation, cellular component: membrane. Bases 55 to 1149 code for a protein of 364 amino acids.